AUGGCCGUCGAUCUAGCAGCUUUUCCGGCCUUCUUCGACGAUCAAACAGCCAUUGAAGAAGCCGCCACUGCGGGUUUACAAAGCAUGAAUCAUCUAAUCCAUCUCUUAUCCAAACAACACCACCACCACCACCACCACCACUCUGAAUCUCCUAAUAACAUCGAUCUCAAUUCUUCUCUUCUCACCGAUUUCACCGUCUCCAAAUUUAAACGGUUGAUUUCCCUCUUAAACCGAACCGGCCACGCUCGUUUCCGCCGUGGACCUUCCGAUUCUCCAAAUCCCGUUCUGAAUUCCCUCGAUCCGCCUCAGAAAACCCAUUUCUCUAAACUUAAUUUCUCCCCUGUUUCGAAAGUCCCUGAGUCUAGAGAUUCCACUACUACCUCUUCCUUUGUGUCUACGGUCACCGGCGACGGUAGUGUUUCUAACGGUAAGCUUGAUCUGUCUGUCUAUGCAACGCCGCCGGCCAACGCCGGUAAACCGCCGUUGGCGAUGAAGAGCAAGUGUCACGAUGUAUCUGGAUUUGGUUGUAAGGUUCCUAAUUCGAAGCUCUGUCACUGUGCCAAGCGAAGGAAAUCUGGAAUGAAGAAAACGGUAAAAGUCCCGGCGAUCAGUUCUAAGAUCGCUGAUAUACCCUCCGAUGAAUACUCAUGGAGAAAGUACGGCCAAAAACCCAUCAAAGGCUCACCUUAUCCUAGAGGGUAUUACAGAUGUAGCAGCGUGAAAGGAUGUCCGGCGAGAAAAAAGGUAGAAAGAGCUCGUGACGAUCCGGCGAUGCUUCUCGUAACAUACGAGGGGGAUCACCGUCACCCGCACCCUACGGUCACCGACGGCGUUUCCCAAAAGAGUUGA
This is a messenger RNA of Cucumis sativus (cucumber), 849 nucleotides long. RefSeq names its product probable WRKY transcription factor 11 (gene WRKY5). The record is from RefSeq and is marked provisional. The transcript has 3 exons. Gene Ontology annotation, biological process: regulation of DNA-templated transcription. Gene Ontology annotation, molecular function: sequence-specific DNA binding; DNA-binding transcription factor activity. NCBI's taxonomy places the organism in Eukaryota, Viridiplantae, Streptophyta, Magnoliopsida, Cucurbitales, Cucurbitaceae. The coding region runs from base 1 to 849 and encodes 282 amino acids.